UUUGUGUAACACUGAAGUCUUCAUAAUAUUUUAUUUUGGUUACCAUUUGUAUUCAAUUUGGAUAAAUAUGGACUCUGGUAAUAAAUACGAACGGCCUUCACAUCCUAGAGCCAAUGCAAAUAUUCUUGAAAUCCUCACCUUUGGAUGGAUUUACAAACUUUUCAAAAUUGGAGAAAAAAGAGAUUUAGAAAUAAACGAUUUGUAUACAACACUAAAUGAUCACUUGUCAUCAUCAUUAGGCAGAGAAUUAGAAGAAAUAUGGAAGAAUGAGCUCGCCAAUGCUAAAAAAGCGAAUCGAUCGCCAAGCUUAACAAAAGCUUUGGUCAAAAUGUUUGGAGUUAAAUUUAUGUUAUAUGGAUUACUACAAUCAGUCGUCGAAAUUUUUCUAAAAAUGUCUCAACCAUUACUCAUCGGUGGACUGUUAUCAUACUUUAAUCCUAAUUUUUCUAACAACACGCAUAAUAUAAAAUACGCUUACAUGUAUGCGGUAUUGUUGGCAUUAAACAUGCUAGUUACUUUGGUCAUGUAUCAUGCAAUACAAAUAGAAAUAUUACAUUGUGGAAUGAAAAUGCGUAUCGCCUGCUGUUCAAUAAUAUUUAAAAAGGCAUUGCGACUAAGUAAAAUGGCUCUUGGUGAAACUACUGUCGGCCAAGUAGUAAAUUUGUUAUCGAAUGAUGUAAACCGGUUUGAUAGUGUAGUAAUAUUUUUCAACUACCUAUGGUUGGGUCCCUUACAGACAGUUUUAGUCACAUAUUUUUUGUGGCAAGAAAUUGGAGUAUCAUCAAUACUUGGAGUAGCGAUAUUACUAUUGGUCGUUCCAUUACAAGGUUGGAUAGGAAAGAAAAUUUCUGAAUAUCGACUAAAUACAGCUAUUAGGACCGACGAGAGAGUACGUUUGAUGAAUGAAAUAAUUUCAGGAAUUCAAGUUAUUAAAAUGUACACAUGGGAAAAACCUUUCGCAAAUUUUGUAGAAUAUGCAAGAAGAAAAGAAAUACAUGAGAUUAAAGGAUCAUCGUACUGUAGAGCAGUGAUGUUAUCUUUUACGGGUUUCCAUACUAGAGUUGCAUUAGUAUUCAGUAUAUUUGCAUAUGUGUUACUUGGAAACUAUAUAUCUGCCCAACAAGUAUUUGUUAUUACAUCAUAUUAUAAUUUAUUGCGGACAACAAUGUCAGGUUUUUUUCCACAAGGUAUUGCAAUAUUAGCGGAAAUGUCUAUAUCUAUUAAACGACUCCAGACAUUUUUAUUGUAUGACGAAAAAAACGAUCAAACAGUUUAUCUAUCAACAUCUGAUAAGACAAAUGUUAAUAGUAACAGAAAAAUUAUGUAUACUAAUGACAAUUUAACACCGAUUAAUAAAAUAUGUAAUGAUAAUGAAACAACUCAAUUAAAUAACAUUGGAGUUUUCGUAAAUAAUGCCACAGCUAAGUGGUCAGAUACUCAAACUGAAAACUCUCUAGAAAAUAUUAAUCUAACUGUAAUACCUGGUCGAUUAGUUGGAGUCGUCGGUCCCGUAGGAGCUGGAAAAAGUUCAUUAUUACAAGCAAUUUUAAAAGAAUUACCACUAUCCGAAGGAAAAAUUACAGUUAACGGUGUAGUUUCUUAUGCAUCACAGGAACCAUGGUUAUUUUCUGGUUCUGUACAACAAAAUAUCCUAUUUGGUUCUAAAAUGAAUAACGAGCGUUAUAAAAAAAUUAUACAAGUUUGUGCAUUAAAAGCUGACUUGAAACAAUUUCCAUAUGGUGAUAAAACAAUCGUGGGAGAGAGAGGAGUUUCUCUUAGUGGUGGACAAAGAGCGAGAAUAAAUUUAGCACGAGCUGUAUAUAAACAAGCGGAUAUUUAUUUAUUGGAUGAUCCUCUAUCAGCUGUGGAUACUCAUGUUGGCAAGCAUUUAUUUAGAAAAUGUAUUAAAGGGUAUCUUAGAGAUAAAACGUGUAUUCUUAUAACCCACCAAAUACAAUACUUGAGUAGCGUAGAUCAAAUUAUUCUAAUGGAUAAAGGAAACGUAUUAACAGAGGGAUCAUAUGACGAACUUCAGAAGUCAAAUUUAGACUUUAUUAAAAUGCUUGGAUCACCAGUAAGAACAACGAUUGAAUCCUAUAAUGAAAAUAUUAAAAACAAUACAAGCUCUAACAAUCAACGAAUAGGUUAUAGUCGACAAGUGUCUAUACAAAGUGUUGCAUCAUCAACUGAAGAUACCCAAUUUAAUGAAUUUCAAGAACAACCUGUUGAAAUAUCUGAAAAUCGAACUUCUGGAAGUGUUUCAAAAAGUGUUUAUUCUUCAUAUUUUUUUGCUGGCGGAAGUGAUUGUAAAAUAUUCUUUUUCUUUAUCAUAUGUAUUUUCACUCAAGUACUGGCCUCAGGUGGAGAUUUUUGGAUGACCUAUUGGGUUAAUCUAGAAGAACAUGUUUUUUAUAGAAUCAAAACUGUUACUGCAUAUGAUACUAAAACAACUGAUGAUCCGUCUACGACAUUAUUGUGGUGGUCAAUUUCUCGGGAAACGUGUUUCGUUGUUUUUAUUAUUUUAACUUUGUUUAUGAUAGCUGCCAAUAUCAUCAGGUCUAUUACAUUUGUAUCAGUUUGUAUGAAAUCUUCAAUGGUAUUGCACAAUAAGAUGUUUAAUGCUAUAACAAGAGCUACGAUGUAUUUUUUUAACACGAAUCCAUCAGGACGCAUUCUUAACCGAUUUUCAAAGGAUAUGGGAGCUAUUGAUGAGAUAUUACCACCAACAUUAAUGGAUUGCAUACAAAUUGGAUUAGUAUUAAUAUCAAUUGUAAUUGUUAUUGGAAUUAUAAAUUUUUACCUUAUGAUACCUACUUUCAUCAUUGCAAUAAUAUUUUACAAAUUUCGAGUAUUUUAUUUGUCAACUUCCCGCAGUAUCAAACGAUUGGAAGGAGUUACAAGAAGUCCCGUAUUUUCCCAUUUGAAUGCAUCGCUUCAAGGUUUAACCACAAUAAGGGCAUACAGAGCUGAACAAAUUUUAUCUGAUGAGUUUGACAACCAUCAAGACCUACAUUCUUCGGCUUGGUAUAUAUUUAUUUGUUCAAGUAGAGCAUUUGGAUUAUGGCUGGACAUAGUAUGUUUUAUCUUUAUAGUAAUUGUGAUAUUUAGCUUCUUGAUAAUUGGAAAUACCAUAUAUGGAGGAAAUGUUGGUCUAGCUAUUACACAAGCAAUUAGUCUGGCCGGAAUGUUCCAAUGGGGAAUGAGACAAUCAGCUGAAGUAGAGAACCAAAUUACUUCAGUUGAAAGAGUACUUGAAUACACUAAUGCUCCACAAGAAGAUGUUCUCAAAUCACCGCUAGAAAAAAAACCACCCAAGGAAUGGCCUAUGAAUGGAAAGAUAAUUUUCAAAAACUUUUAUCUUCGAUAUAGCACAGAUAGUCCAUUUGUAGUCAAAAAUCUUAAUAUAAAUAUUGAGCCAAUGGAAAAAGUUGGAAUCGUAGGGAGGACUGGUGCAGGAAAAUCAACAUUAAUCGGAGCAUUAUUUAGAUUAGCUAUUAAUGAGGGAAAUAUCAUCAUUGACGAUAUAGAAAUACACGGUUUAGGACUUCACGAUUUACGGUCUAAACUUUCGAUCAUCCCGCAAGAACCCAUUUUAUUUUCAGGAACUAUGCGAACCAAUUUAGAUUCGUUUAAUGAAUAUCCAGAUCAUAUUCUUUGGAAUGCUUUAGACGAAGUAGAACUUAGAUAUAUUGUUGAAGAUUUACCCAAUGGUCUUUACUCAAAAAUGUCAGAAGGUGGUUCCAAUUUCAGUGUCGGCCAAAGACAAUUGGUGUGUUUAGCUAGAGCUAUUGUUCGAAAUAAUAAGAUUCUUGUAUUAGAUGAAGCCACUGCCAAUGUUGAUCCACAAACUGAUUGUUUUAUCCAAAAUACUAUUAGAAAUAAAUUCCGAAUGUGUACGGUGCUAACUAUUGCUCAUCGUUUGAAUACAGUAAUGGAUUCAGACAAGAUACUUGUAAUGGAUGCAGGUACAAUGGUUGAAUUCGAUCAUCCAUAUAAUUUGUUAAAAGAUAAAAAUGGGUUCUUGUAUAAAAUGGUGGAACAAACUGGGUCAACCAAUGCAGAAUUUUUACAUAACAUAGCUUCAGAGAGCUAUAAUAGAAUGAUUUUAACAAAAGAAUACCUUAUAAAGAUAAAAAUGGAUGCAACGUUCAAAGAAGAAAUACCACCAAAUCCAAGAUCAAAAGCUAAUAUUUUUGAAAUUAUAACAUAUAGGUGGAUUUUAAAAUUUAUCAAAAAAGGAUUAAACAAAGAAUUGGAUUUUAUUGACUUAUAUAAUGUUUUGGAUGGUGAUUCGUCUGAUUUAUUGGGAAAUGAAUUACAAAAAUUUUGGGAUGAUGAAUUAAUAAAUUCAAAAACUAAUAACAGAAAACCUAGUUUUGUUAAGACACUAUUCAAAAUGUUUGGCAAAAGGUUUAUGUUUAGUGUAACUUAUUUAACUGUAUUUCAGAUUACUUUAAGUAUAAGCAUUUCAACUAUGGUAGGACUGAUAGUCAAUCAUUUUGAAACUAAUACAUCUUUUGAUCAAAAUCCAGUUGGAGUAUAUUUAGCAAUUGGACUAGUUUCACUUUUAUUAAUAAGAGCAAUUAUGCAUAGCAGCAUCAGCAUGUCAAGUGCACAUUUAUCGAUGCAAAUGCGCGUGGCAACAUGUGAUCUCAUUUACAAUAAGGCUCUUCGGCUCAAAAUAAAUUCCCUGGACUCAACUACAACUGGUCAUAUAAUAAAUUUAAUGUCAAACGACGUUAACCGAUUUGAUGUAUCUUUAAUAUAUGUACCUUUCUUAUUGAUUGGACCUUUGGAAACAUUUGUUACGAUUUAUUUUUUGUGGCAAGAAGUAGGUGUGUCAUCAAUUAUAGGAGUGAUCACAUUACUUAUAUUUAUACCAUUACAAGUCUGGUUAGCGUCGAUAACUUCUAAUAUUCGAUUAAAAAUAGCCAACAAAACUGACAAGAGGGUUCAUUUAAUGAAUGAAAUAAUAUCGGGAUUACAAACAAUCAAGAUGUAUACUUGGGAACCAUUUUUUGAUAAUCUUACAAAACAAUUAAGAAAGGAAGAAAUCGCCAAAAUUAUUGAAGCAUCAUACAUCAAACGUAUUUUGACGUCUUUCUUUUUAUUUAACACAAGAAUCGCAUUGUUUUUUAACAUAUUUUCAUACGUUCUGCUUGGAAAUUAUAUAACCGCAUCAAAAGUAUUUGUUGUGACGUCGUACUAUAACAUUUUGCGGUCGUCACUAACAUUACUUUUCCCACCAGGAAUAAGUCUAGCUGCUGAAUUACUAGUUUCGAUCAAACGAAUUGAGAAUUUCCUUUUACGUGAAGAAAAAGGUAAACAACCAAUAAGUCAAACAAAAAAUACCAACGGGUUUGAAAAAUCAAAUAACCACAGUGCAGUUCCAAAUAAUAAUAGUAUCAAUUUAAAUAAUUUAAAUGAUACUGAACAAUUAAGUAAUUUUGGUAUAGUUAUCUCGAAUGCUACUGCCAAGUGGUCAGACGCUCAAACCGAAAAUACUUUAGACAAUAUUAAUUUAAUCAUAAGACCUGGUCGAUUGGCUGCAAUAAUCGGACCAGUAGGAGCUGGAAAAAGUUCGUUAAUACAAGCAAUUUUACAUGAGUUACCACUUUCUGAAGGAAACAUUUCAGUACACGGAAUAGUGUCUUACGCGUCACAAGAACCAUGGUUGUUUUCAGGAUCUAUAAGACAAAAUAUUUUAUUCGGUUCGACAAUGAAUAAGGAUCGUUAUAAAAGGGUUAUACAAGUAUGUGCAUUAAAAACUGAUUUUGAACAAUUGACAUACGGUGAUAAAACAAUAGUAGGGGAAAGAGGAGUUUCUCUUAGUGGGGGACAGAGAGCAAGAAUCAAUUUAGCAAGAGCGAUAUACAAGCAAGCGGAUAUUUAUUUAUUAGAUGAUCCUUUAUCAGCAGUCGACACUCGUGUUGGAAAGCAUUUAUACGAAAAAUGCAUAAAAAAUUACCUUAAAGAAAAGACUUGUUUACUCGUAACCCAUCAAAUUCAAUACUUAACUAAUGUAGAUCAAAUUGUUCUGAUGGAAAACGCAAAGGUGGUAACAGAGGGUUCUUAUCAAGAACUUCAAACUUCUGGUUUAGACUUUACUAAAUUGUUCAAACCUUCUACUGAAACAGCAGUUUUACCUGAUAAUGAGUGUAAAAUAGAUAAAUCUUGUAACAAUAAUAUAGCACGUUCCAAAUUAUAUAUUCGUCAAGAGUCUAUCUUAAGCAUUGCAUCAUCAAUAGAAGAAACCAAAUUUAGUGAUACUAUAACUGCACCUGUUGAAAUAGCUGAAACCCGUUCUUCGGGAAAUGUAUCAUUUAAUGUUUAUUUGUCAUACAUUUUAGCUGGUGGUCAUAUGUGCAAAGUUAUAUGUUUAAUAUUGAUUUGUAUUUUUACACAAUUCCUCACAUCUAGUGGAGAUUAUUGGAUAACUUAUUGGGUAAAUUUAGAAGAACAUAUUUUUAGUACAUCCAAACCUCUUAUGCCUAUCAGUAACGGUACUUCUACCACAGUUAAUCCUUUUGUAGAAUUGAUACCGUGGAUUGUAUCAAGGAAAACUUGUGUUAUUGUAUUUGCUGCAUUAACGUUCUCAAUCAUAUUAGCCACCUUAGUUGAAUCCAUUUUAUUAGUAUCUGUAUGCACUACAGCAUCAACAAAUUUACACAAUAAAAUGUUUAAUGCUAUUACAAGAUCAACAAUGCAUUUUUUAAAUACAAAUUCAUCAGGGCGAAUUCUCAAUCGUUUUUCAAAAGAUAUAGGACUUAUUGAUGAAAUAUUGCCUAAUAUUCUAGUUGACGUUAUACAAAUUGGUUUAAUGGUGAUUGGGAUGUUCGUAGUUGUUGGAAUCGUUAACCCUUAUUUAACCAUACCAACAAUUAUUUUAGUAAUGAUUUUUUUUAAAAUGAGAAAUAUUUAUAUGACUAUAUCUCGUAACAUUAAACGUCUAGAAGGAGUCACUCGGAGCCCUAUGUAUACCCAUGUGAAUGCAUCUAUUCAUGGACUGACCACAAUAAGAUCAUUUAAAGUAGAACAAAUACUUUUUAAAGAGUUCGCCAUCCACCAAAAUUUACACUCUGCAGCGUGGUAUUUAUUUAUUGCCUUAAAUAGAGCAUUUGGAUUUUGGCUGGAUUUAAUUUGCAUAUUAUUUAUAAGUACUAUAACAUUUUACUUUAUAUUUAUUGACAAUGAUAACUAUGGUGGAAAUGUCGGGCUGGUUAUCACGCAAGCUAUUGGAUUAACUAGUCUGUUCCAAUGGGUAGUUAGACAAUCUGCGGAAUUGGAAAAUCAAAUGACGUCUGUUGAAAGAGUUUUAGAAUACACAAAUGUACCACAAGAAUCAACUUUUGAAUCGCUUCCAGACAAGAAGCCAUCAAAAACAUGGCCACAUGAAGGUCGAAUUAUAUUCAAAAAUUUGUAUCUACGUUAUGACCAAGAUGCAUCGUUUAUUUUGAUCGAUCUAAAUAUUAACAUUGCACCAGCAGAAAAAAUUGGAAUUGUUGGAAGAACUGGUGCAGGAAAAUCAUCUUUGAUUUCUGCAUUGUUUAGAUUAGCUUUUAACGAAGGUAAAAUCAUUAUCGACGGAAUAGAAAUACAUGAAUUGGGAUUACACGAUUUGCGAUCUAAAAUUUCCAUCAUACCUCAAGAACCAGUUUUGUUUUCAGGAACAAUGAGAAACAAUUUAGAUCCAUUUAAUGAAUACCCGGAUCACAUUCUUUGGAAAGCUUUAGAUGAAGUGGACCUCAAAAAUGUUGUAGACGAUUUAUCGGAUGGCCUAAACUCGAAAAUUUCAGAAGGUGGAUCUAAUUUCAGUGUCGGUCAAAGACAAUUAGUAUGUUUAGCCAGAGCAAUUAUACGAAAUAACAAAAUUCUUAUAUUAGACGAAGCCACUGCAAAUGUUGACGCACAAACCGAUUCUUUGAUUCAAAACACAAUUAGAAAUACAUUUCGUAAGUGUACAAUAUUAACGAUUGCACAUCGGUUGAAUACAGUGAUGGAUUCUGAUAAGAUACUCGUGAUGAACGCUGGCACAGUAGUUGAAUUUGAUCAUCCAUACAGCUUAUUGAAAAAUAAAGAUGGAUAUUUACAUAAAAUGGUAGAACAAACCGGACAGAGCAAUGCUCAAUCGUUACGCAAUUUAGCUCAUGAGAGUUAUAAUAAAGGACAUAUGCUAAACGGUCAUCGAUUGUCAAGCAUUAACGAAGACGAAGACUAAACCGGAUCAUGAAUAGUAUACAGUUAUUUACGUAUAAUCAAAUUAAUAUUUGAUAAUUAUAGCAUAUUUAAGU
Messenger RNA from Rhopalosiphum maidis (corn leaf aphid), 8291 nucleotides. RefSeq lists its product as uncharacterized. Gene Ontology annotation, biological process: transmembrane transport. The coding region runs from base 68 to 8218 and encodes 2716 amino acids. Gene Ontology annotation, cellular component: membrane. NCBI's taxonomy places the organism in Eukaryota, Metazoa, Arthropoda, Insecta, Hemiptera, Aphididae. The record is from RefSeq and is a predicted model, not a curated record. The transcript has 51 exons. Gene Ontology annotation, molecular function: ABC-type transporter activity; ATP binding; ATP hydrolysis activity.